ACGCUUGCUCAGAAUUAGAGCUUUCAUAGAGUUUUGCUCAUUAUAAAUAGAAAUUCUUCCAAAAUGUGUGAUAGUUGGUGGAAAAUUGUGUCUAGCCGAUUUUCAAAGUUGUUAAUUUUCAAACGAAGGCACACUCUACAACAAAAAGAACCUCUAACUUUGCUCAAAUUGCCGAUGGAUAUCGUAAACUUGGUUUUUGAGAAGAUGGAGCCUAAGGAAUUACUGAAGUUGCGAAAAGUCUGCACAACUUUGAAAACCGCUGUCGACAAAUUCGGAAUUCAUUUCAAUUCAAUUCACUUCGAGUUGGAUGUCAAAGGUUUCACAUUGAGCCUGGACGACGGGUGCUUCAUUUAUAUCGGAGACGUUGAUGGUGGCGCGGCUGUAGAUCACUGUCAUCGAAGAAUUCAAUUCGAUGGGGAAAACUUUGUGGAUAUCGGAUUUAAAGAUUUGAAGAUGUUACUGAAAAGUGUAUCAUUGUUGAAAAUUCAUUCCAAAAGCAACUGCAUGAUUAAAUCUUUGAUCGACGCUUUGAAACCAGAAGCCAGAAAUCCGGCGGAAUUUCUGAAAGUUGAAUCAAUAGAACUUCGGAAUUUUUUAUUCGAAGAUAUCGUCGCUUUUCUAUCAUAUUUUGACACUCAUACACUAAAAUGUAUUAAAUUGGGUAAACAUAUCCAGCAGAUAAAACAAUUCCAACAAAUAGCCGUGUUGGAUCAAUGGAAAAACGCUGAAAAUUUCCAAAUAGAGAUUGGGAGUUUAAAUUGUAUCAGUGAAAUUAUGGAUCACAUCUGUCAUUUUGAAUGUUUCCAUAUUAAUAUAAAAUCCGAGUUUCCAAGACAAGUUGCUGUUAGAAUGAGAGAUGAUCUCAUGUCAAGAAAAACAUUCCAACACUGCACCAUAGCAGUUGACGAAUUUAACAUGAACCCAAUCGAAAUUGCAAGAGUAUUCAAGCCGGACUACGCUGGUGACGAUAAAUACAAAAUUGAAUAUUCAAACGACAACUGCAAAUUCGAGGUGGCUUCAGUGAUAUCAGACAAAGCUCCUAAUUAUCCUCUUAAUUUUUCUGUGAGGAGAUUGCAAAAAUCAUGUACUCAUUGAUUUUUUUUUUUUUUUUCACAAUUUUUCUUGUUAAUACAGUUUAAAUUUUUUUUUCAGAUAACUCGUUGAGUUUGCUCUUUUUUAAUUUUUUUAAAAAUAUUUUGCCCACAAAAUCAAACAUUUCUUAUUCCAAAAAUCACAAUUUCGUUUUUUAUUGCAAAAAAAUUAGUUCUUCGGCCCCUUAUCACUGAUAAAAUUCGCCUAACUGGUUUUUCAUCUAUUAUUUUUAUAUUUCCGAUAAACUUGUGAUUUGA
This is a messenger RNA of Caenorhabditis elegans, 1349 nucleotides long. It is a transcript of the gene fbxa-39, whose product is annotated as F-box domain-containing protein. The transcript has 4 exons. The record is from RefSeq and is marked reviewed. Lineage: Eukaryota; Metazoa; Nematoda; Chromadorea; Rhabditida; Rhabditidae. Bases 64 to 1095 code for a protein of 343 amino acids.